Staurois parvus is the source of this 345-nucleotide messenger RNA. Lineage: Eukaryota; Metazoa; Chordata; Amphibia; Anura; Ranidae. The record is from the annotation of a GenBank genome assembly.
CUAAAACAUAAUACAGUGCAAACAAACCAAACCAACCACCCACAGAUAACAGUACAUACAAGCAAGCGUCGUCAGGCAGGCCGGGUCAAUAUCAAUAGGGCAGGUAGGUACAGGGGGAGCAAGCGGAGAAUGGUCGGGGUCACAGGCCAGGUUCAGCAGGUAGCAAGCAGCGUGGUACAGAGGGUCAGGCAGAGGGAUGGUCAGGAGCGAGCCGGGAUCAGAGCAGGAGAAGUCAGCAGCGGUUCAGAUCAGGCAGGGUCAGCAAAGGAACAGAAACAGGAUGCAGGACAGAUACAGGGCCCAGGACAAACACAACACCAAGGCAGAGUCUGCAAGUCUGGCCAU